Molecule: messenger RNA, 926 nt
Organism: Drosophila innubila
Lineage: Eukaryota; Metazoa; Arthropoda; Insecta; Diptera; Drosophilidae
Product: adenylyl cyclase X E-like
Exons: 2
Coding region: 1-909 (302 amino acids)
Biological process (GO): adenylate cyclase-activating G protein-coupled receptor signaling pathway; cAMP biosynthetic process; intracellular signal transduction
Molecular function (GO): adenylate cyclase activity
Source: RefSeq, a predicted model, not a curated record
AUGGUGAACUACACUCAUCUGACCACUCGACUGGAUGUCAGGGAUCUCGUGAAGAUUCUGCAUGCACUUUUUCUGAAAUUCGAUAUGGCUGCCCAACAGAAUAACGUGAUUCGCAUCAAGUUUUUGGGGGAUUCGUAUAAUUGUGUAUCGGGGAUUCCCCAUUACAAUCGAAGACACGCCAAAAACUGUGUUGCCCUCGCCCUGGAAAUGAUACAGGAAACUCAGGACAUACGAUUGGAAUUUAAACAGGACAUUGAUAUGCGCAUUGGCGUGCACUCCGGUGAGGUCUUCUCCGGAAUUAUUGGACUGACCAAGUGGCAGUAUGAUAUCUGGUCGCGCGAUGUGGAUAUUGCCAAUCGUUUGGAAACCUACGGAAAGCCGGGAAUGGUUCAUGUUUCCCAAACGACUCUCAGUAUGCUGGACAAUGAAUAUCGGUAUGAGGAACGAGGUCCUUUGGACAAAGAAGAUCCCAUCUUGCAGAGGGCUCACAUUCAAACCUAUCUCAUAGGUCCACAGAAUAAGAAAAGAUACACGGACUCGUAUCGUAACGUGUCCUAUUAUUCCAGCGAAUCCAUUGGGUCGAAUGCCCAGGAUAUUCAGGACGCUAACGAUGUCGAUCACGAGGAAAUCCGAGCCAAAACCCAUCGGGGUAUGGUCGAAAAGGUCGAGCACAUGCCUGUGGGUCGCAUACAACUUGCUCGUAUUUUUGACUUCUCCAAGGAAACUGAAACUGGCAAUGAGGAUAUUCUUUUCAAGCCCCACAUUAGCUCCUGUUGGCGUCUCUUUCGCAACAGUGAGAUCGAGUGGAACUAUAUGAAUGAGCCGGAUUAUUUUAUCAAGUACAGUUUAUUCAUGGUCUUCUUCGUCGGUUGUAUGCUAUUAUUAGUACACAUUUCUCAGCCAUUGUGAGUGCCUCUUUUUCUAUU